Brassica oleracea var. oleracea is the source of this 2598-nucleotide messenger RNA. RefSeq names its product ethylene receptor 1. The coding region runs from base 152 to 2362 and encodes 736 amino acids. Gene Ontology annotation, cellular component: endoplasmic reticulum membrane; endoplasmic reticulum. NCBI's taxonomy places the organism in Eukaryota, Viridiplantae, Streptophyta, Magnoliopsida, Brassicales, Brassicaceae. The record is from RefSeq and is a predicted model, not a curated record. The transcript is spliced from 7 exons. Gene Ontology annotation, biological process: phosphorelay signal transduction system; phosphorylation; response to ethylene. Gene Ontology annotation, molecular function: ethylene binding; protein binding; phosphorelay sensor kinase activity.
AGUGUUAAACCCAACCCAACCAUUUUUUCUUUGGACUUGAUAAAAAAGGCUGCCAACGCCUUCUUCUUCUUGCUCCUCCUCCGUCGUCUCUCUCUCUCAAAAUCCCAAAUCGAUUCGAUUCGAUUCAUUUUCCCGAUCAAUCUCAAACCAUAUGAUGGAAGUCUGCAACUGCAUCGAGCCUCAAUGGCCAGCCGACGAGCUCCUAAUGAAGUACCAAUACAUCUCAGACUUCUUCAUCGCCGUCGCCUACUUCUCAAUCCCCCUCGAACUCAUCUACUUCGUCAAAAAAUCAGCCGUCUUCCCUUACAGAUGGGUCCUCGUCCAGUUCGGCGCCUUCAUCGUCCUCUGCGGCGCCACCCACCUCAUCAACCUAUGGACCUUCACCACCCAUUCACGAACCGUUGCCCUCGUGAUGACCACCGCCAAGGUCUUAACCGCCGUCGUCUCCUGCGCUACUGCCCUGAUGCUCGUCCACAUCAUCCCGGACCUCCUCAGCGUCAAGACGCGUGAGCUCUUCUUGAAAAACAAGGCUGCUGAGCUGGACAGAGAGAUGGGAUUAAUCCGGACUCAGGAGGAGACUGGGAGGCACGUGAGGAUGCUGACUCAUGAGAUUAGAAGCACGCUGGAUAGGCACACGAUCUUGAAAACCACACUAGUUGAGCUUGGGAGGACGUUGGCGUUGGAGGAGUGUGCGUUGUGGAUGCCGACUAGGACUGGUUUGGAGUUGCAGCUUUCGUAUACGCUUCGUCAGCAGCAUCCGGUUGAGUACACGGUGCCUAUUCAGUUGCCGGUGAUUAACCAAGUGUUUGGUACUAGUAGAGCUGUGAAGAUAUCUCCUAACUCGCCCGUGGCGAGGCUGAGACCUGUCUCCGGGAAGUAUCUGCUCGGGGAGGUGGUGGCCGUGAGGGUCCCGCUUCUUCACCUUUCGAAUUUUCAGAUUAACGACUGGCCUGAGCUUUCGACGAAGCGAUACGCUCUUAUGGUGUUGAUGCUUCCUUCGGAUAGUGCGAGGCAGUGGCAUGUUCAUGAGCUGGAGCUAGUCGAAGUCGUUGCGGAUCAGGUGGCGGUAGCUCUCUCACAUGCUGCGAUUCUUGAAGAGUCGAUGCGAGCUAGGGACCUUCUGAUGGAGCAGAAUGUGGCUCUUGAUAUAGCGAGACGAGAAGCGGAAACAGCGAUCCGUGCACGAAAUGAUUUCCUGGCGGUUAUGAACCAUGAGAUGCGGACGCCAAUGCAUGCGAUCAUUGCGCUCUCUUCCUUACUUCAAGAAACGGAGUUAACACCUGAACAGAGAUUGAUGGUGGAGACGGUACUGAAAAGCAGUAGCCUUUUGGCAACUUUGAUGAAUGAUGUCUUGGAUCUUUCAAGGCUUGAAGAUGGAAGUCUUCAACUUGAGCUCGGGACAUUCAAUCUUCAUACUUUAUUUAGAGAGGUCCUGAAUCUGAUUAAGCCUAUAGCCGUUAUUAAGAAACUGCCCAUCACACUAAACCUCGCACCAGAUUUGCCAGAGUUUGUAGUUGGGGAUGAGAAACGGCUAAUGCAGAUAAUAUUAAACAUAGUUGGUAAUGCUGUGAAGUUCUCCAAACAAGGUAGUAUCUCCGUAACUGCUCUUGUCACAAAGUCAGACAACCGAGCUCCUCCAGACUUUUUCGUGGUGCCAACUGGGAGUCAUUUCUACUUGAGAGUAAAGGUAAAAGACUUGGGAGCAGGAAUAAAUCCACAGGACAUUCCCAAGCUAUUCACUAAAUUUGCUCAAACACAGUCUUUAGCGACAAGAAGCUCGGGAGGUAGUGGGCUUGGUCUCGCCAUCUCCAAGAGGUUUGUGAAUCUGAUGGAGGGUAACAUUUGGAUUGAGAGCGAAGGUGUUGGAAAAGGAUGCACUGCUAUCUUUGAUGUUAAACUUGGAAUUUCAAACGAAUCUAAACAGUCUGGCAUACCAAAAGUUCCAGCCAAUCCACAGCAUGUUAAUUUCGCUGGACUUAAGGUUCUUGUCAUGGAUGAGAAUGGGGUAAGUAGAAUGGUGACGAAGGGACUUCUUGUACACCUUGGAUGCGAAGUGACCACGGUGAGUUCAAACGAGGAGUGUCUCAGAGUUGUAUCCCAUGAGCACAGAGUGGUCUUCAUGGACGUGUGCACCCCCGGGGCCGAAAACUACCAGAUCGCUCUCCGUAUACACGAGAAAUUCACUAAACGCCACCAAAUGACACUGCUCGCGGCGCUCACUGGUAACACCGACAAACCCACAAAGGAGAAAUGCAUGAGCUUUGGUCUAGACGGCGUGCUGCUCAAACCCGUGUCGCUAGACAACAUGAGGAACGUUCUGUCUGAUCUUCUAGAACAUCGGGUUCUAUACGAGGCCAUGUAAGAGGACGUUGCCGGAGAGGGACACUGUCCCCGCUUUCUCUCCCCCGUUAGAACAUCGGUUAAUGUGUAACACGUACAGAGAUUGUGGGGGUGGGGGAGAGCGUUUUGGAUGAUAUUAUAAAACCAGAGGGAAUAACGAAACACAAAAAAAACUAGACCGGACUGUGUUGGAUUCCGGUUUACAAAGGAACAAGAUGUUGACGGUAACAUGUCUAUCUGACUUGUGUUGUAUCCUUA